Prorocentrum cordatum is the source of this 1170-nucleotide messenger RNA. NCBI's taxonomy places the organism in Eukaryota, Dinophyceae, Prorocentrales, Prorocentraceae. The record is from the annotation of a GenBank genome assembly.
AGACCCGAGCCCUGCGGCCCCUCGGCCGGGCCGCCCACGGCCCGCCCCGUUCCGCGCCCAUGGUGCACGGGCCGGGCGGCCCUCGCGCGGCGCGGCCGCCGCCCCCGGCCGGCCAAGGCUACGCCGCCUACGGCGUCGGGGUGCCCAGCGACGCCCCGCAGGCCGCCGGCGACCGGCAGGCGGCCCCGCUGCCGAUUGACGCGCGGCGGCUGGCCGCCGGGGCCGCCCCGGGCCGCGUGCUCGCCGCGGGGGCCACGCCGGCGCUGCAGGCAGGGCCCGCGGGGGCUGCCGCCCCGGUGACCCUGCACAUCUACGACGUCUCGAACAAGAGAAGGGUCCGCUUUGCGAACAACGUCCUCGGCCUGAUGGGCUCCGGAGCCUACCACGCGGCCGUCGAGGUGUAUGGGAGAGAAUGGAGCUAUGGCUGGAAGGCGGGUGGCUCUGGCGUCUUCAGCACGACCCCGGGCGGCUGCCAGGCGCACCACUACCGCAAGCCGAUCCCGAUGGGCAACACCGAGUGUACACAGGAUCAGGUCUACGACAUAUUGCAGUCGAUGGCCGCCGAGUGGAGGGGCAAGGACUACAACCUGCUGAGGCACAAUUGCACGCACUUCUCGGACACGUUCUGCCAGGCCAUGGGCUUGGAAGGCCUGCCGCGUUGGGUCAUGAGCCUCGCGGCGUCCGGCACCAAACUGCAGGAGGCCAACCACCUCGGCUACGAGGCGCGGUCUGGCUCGCCAGAUGGCCACACCGGGUACGGCGACCUGCCCCGUGGGCUGCUCGAGUUGGGCCGCUCGCGGCGAGAGGAGGUGGGUGGCUGGAGACUGUUCGACUUCACGCGAGGCAUCGGCGUGCUCUGCGGGUGCGAGUGAGGGUGCCCUUCGUCAUCCUCUUCCUGACCCCCUGUGGCUGCGAUGACGAGCUGUGGAGGCAGGUGCAAUCCACGUGCACUCGCAGCCACCGCUCCCUGCACGGGGCGCCAUCUGGGCGACAUCGGCGCCGCUCCGCUGCGCUCCUCCCGACCCUCUUCAUCCUCCUCCCUUUCCUCGAGGAGGAGGACGCCGCCCCCAGCGGUCGCCGCGGGGGCGGCUCGCCCGUCCGUCCGAGGGGGUCCGGGGCGGGCGGCCGCGGCGCGCAGCCUCCCUUGCACACCAGGGGGCCGCUCCGGAG